UCAUCAUCCCUUUCCUCUUACAAUGCCGAAAAAGAGUGAAAUAAAACUUCUAGGAACCACUGCAAGUCCAUAUGUGAACCGCGUUCAAUUCGCCCUCAACCUCAAGUCCAUUGAGUAUGAGUUCAUAGAGGAAAAUCUCGUCUGCAAAAGUGAGCUCCUGUUGACAUCAAACCCGGUUCAUAAGAAAGUUCCAGUCCUUUUUCAUGCAAACAAGCCACCCAUUUGUGAGUCGCUUAUCAUAAUCGAAUACCUUGACGAAAUCAAAAGCGAUGUCCACCGCAUCCUCCCUUCCGACCCUCUAGAGCGAGCUGAUAACCGGUUUUGGGCCAACUAUAUUGAUAACAAGUUUUUUCCGUUGUAUGAAGAGUUGAGGAUGACAAUAGGAAAGGAGGGAAAAGAAGCAAUAAAAAAACAGAUCAUUGAAGGAUCAGUAUUAUUAGAGGAAGUAUUUGUGAAGUUUAGCAACGGGAAUGAUUAUUUCGGUGGAGAUGAUGUAGGAUAUCUGGAUGUUGUUCUUGGAUGUUUUAUCCCUUGGAGAAAACUUAUUGAAAAAUAUAACGAGUUCACGGCAUUUGAUGAAGUGAGGACUCCAAGACUUGCUGAAUGGACAAAACGUAUAUGGUCACAUGAAGCAUUUAAGGAUGUGAUCCCAGAGAAUGGAACGAUCGUGAACUUCUAUAUGAUACUUCAAAAGUAUAAACCACCAAGAGUUGUUUGAAAUAAGUUCCAUCUGUUAUGUUUUCUAUCUACUACUUAAUUUCAGUCAUUCAUAUUUCAAUUUGAUUUGAAUUAUGAAUUUGUUUCUACUGUAUGUAAAUAUCUGCUCUUUUACUGCAUGUUUUCAUUAUCAAUGUUUGAACUUUGUGUUCAAGUUCUUAAUGAAUUUUACUUAUUUAAGCUUGUAAAUUUUAUGCAUCUAUGUGAUUGGGUUAUC
Messenger RNA from Cynara cardunculus var. scolymus (artichoke), 934 nucleotides. Its product is annotated as glutathione S-transferase U17-like. Gene Ontology annotation, molecular function: glutathione transferase activity. Gene Ontology annotation, cellular component: cytoplasm. Bases 23 to 718 code for a protein of 231 amino acids. The record is from RefSeq and is a predicted model, not a curated record. The transcript is spliced from 2 exons. Lineage: Eukaryota; Viridiplantae; Streptophyta; Magnoliopsida; Asterales; Asteraceae. Gene Ontology annotation, biological process: glutathione metabolic process.